Messenger RNA from Malassezia vespertilionis, 7233 nucleotides. RefSeq names its product beige protein-like 1 (gene BPH1). Bases 1 to 7233 code for a protein of 2410 amino acids. The transcript has 3 exons. The record is from RefSeq and is a predicted model, not a curated record. Gene Ontology annotation, molecular function: protein binding; metal ion binding. NCBI's taxonomy places the organism in Eukaryota, Fungi, Basidiomycota, Malasseziomycetes, Malasseziales, Malasseziaceae.
AUGGCGUCGUGCGGAGCCGAGGCGCAUGGCGCGAUCCUGUUUGACGCUCCCGAAGCGCCCUGUAUGCCGCGCAGCGCACGCGCAGUGCCGGACACGCUGCUUUUGCAUGCACAGAUUGCGCACAGGACAGCCUCGCCGCCGCCGCCGCCGCCGCCCGGCGCCGACGACGAGGCACGACAUGCGCUCGGCGCGCUGGUCGCGGCCUUGCACCGCUGCGAGCCGUAUGCCCAAGCGCGUGUAUACCCCCACUUUGGCGCGCACGGCGGAUUUUCCGCGGUGAUGCAGCUCCUCGCGCUGCUCGAGCACGGCGCGCAUGGCGCGCAAGUGCAUGCAUCCCACGAAAGCCACACGCAGCUGUUGAUGCGCACGCUGACCCUCUUUACCGACGCCAUCACACGCAGCACGGCCAAUCUCGCCGCGUUUUUGCACAUGCCCGGCUGGGCCGCUGUGCUUGAUGCGGUGUGUGCAAUCCGCGCGCGGACGCACACGGCGGCAUGGCUCUUUGGCAUUGCGAUUGGCGACGUCGGUCUCGGCGUGCAUGCAUUCGGUGCCGUGCACGCGGCGGUGUCCGCGCUCGGCGACCCAUCCGCCCUCGAUGCACGCCCCUCCAUUCCCGUUUUGUGGGGCGCGUGCGAUGUCGUGCACCCCCACGCGCUGGAGCGUGCAUACUCCAUCUUGGUGCACGAGGACGCUGCGCUGCUCACCGCGUACGUGCUCGUCGACGAUCUCGUGCGCCGCGACCGCAACGUUGUUGUGCUUGCGCGCACUGCGGUGCCAGCUCUGCUGCUGCAUACCUGGCUUGCAUCCUACGACUCGCUGCACUGCACGCUCGUGCAGGCAUGGCGCGCUGAUCUGCUGCGCACGCUCCUGCGCGACGGCGCACACGCUUCCCACACGCUACGCACUAUGGUCCACGCACUGCUUGCCAGCGCAUCGCUGCACGCCAUGCUCCCUGUCCUAAAACUCCUGGAGCACAUCGCACAGUCUGCACACCGCCCCAGCGCACUCACCUUUUCCAGCACGGACCGGGACGGCGGCGGCGGCGGCGGCGGCGCGCACGCAGCGACGCUGCGCGCCUCGUUUCCGCCCACGCCGCCUCGCGCCACAGGCUAUACGCUCGCGCUGGUGCUGCGCGUGGAGCACACCGCCGGCGACGGUGUGCUGGACGUUGUGCGCAUCGGCCCAACUUGCGUCUCGAUGGACUUGGCCACCUCCACGCUCCUCUUCACGACGUCGGCGCCGCUUGCGCUCCCGAAAGCACGGCUAGUGCGCGGCGCAUGGCACCAGCUUGUCUUUGUGCACAUGCACGCAUGCCCAGGCGCGCUCUCGACGCUCCAUGUGUAUCUAGACGGCCGCCGCGUGCACAGCACACGCGCCGCGUACCCGCACCCCCUCGCCCACGUCCCUGUAUGUCUCGCCAGCUCCGCGCGCAGUCCCGGCGUCAGGAGCGGCACUGGCGCCGCGACGUGGUCGCUCAGCGCCGCGCUGCUCCGCGACGGCGUGCUCCCUUCGUGCAUCCCGCCCCUGCUCUACGCGCUGCUCCCGACGUACACGGGCAACAUGCAAGGCGCGCUCUCGCGCUUCCUCACGUACGCGGACCGCGCGAAACUGCACGACGGCGCGCCCGCCGCGCUGCACACCGCGCUCGAGCGCGGCGGCGCGGAGUGCUUUCCGCGCGAAGGCCUCCUCUUUUCCUUUCAUGCGGCGCACACCGUAUCGCGUUGCGACGGGGCCGCGGUGCUGAACGGCGCCGUGGCGCGCCGCGCCGCGGCGCUGGCGCUUCCCCACGGGCACGCCGUCGUGCAUGGCGUUCCGACGCUAUGUAUUCCGACGAGCGUCUACGACGCGCUCUGGGCGAUGGGCGGCACCGCUGUGCUCCUCCGUCUGGUGCAGCGGGCCGAUAGCACUGCCGCGCUGCGCCGCGCCGUCGCCUUCUUUCUGCGCGCCGUGCACAGCUCUUGGCGGCUCGCACACGACGCAGAGCACUGCGGCGCGUACAACAUUCUCGGCAUGCAUUUGCGCGAGCAGCGUGCGUUGGUAGACCGCGACGUACUUGCCGCGCUCCUCGCCGCCGCCGCCGUGGACGGCGCGAUUGUGAACGUGUCGCUGUACCGCGCAGUGCUGCUCGAUGCGUGCCUGUGGGCACAGACGCGCGCGCGCGUUCAGACCCACUACCUCGCGCACUUUGCGCGCCUCUUUGGCAGCAGCGGCGCGGCGAAUGCACGCUUGCUGCCGCGCGUCGCGCUCGCGAAACGCGUGCUGUACUUUGCGCGCCUCUCGACGCAGCGUGCGGCGCGCCUUGCCGCGCCGCUGUGCGCCGCGCUGCAAGCGAUCCUGCACGCGAGCUGCAGCACGCGCAACGUGCAGAGUGUGUAUCUCUUUGUACUCGUGGCGUCCUCGCCGCAUGUAUCGCUGCGCGAGCGCCUCGGCGUGCGCGCCGCGCGCACCGACGAGGGCGGGUGUGCGUGCGUGCCUGCAGAGUGUGCCAUGCACGCGCUUGCCGCGCCGCCGCGCCACGACGGGCGCGCCGAGGCGCUCGCGACGCCCCUCUUGGCCAUGCUUGCCGCCGAGGCUGCGACGUGUGCGGAAAAGCUGGCGCACAUGCUGCACCCCAAAUGGAUCCUGCUCCUCGUGCGCCCCGGCAUGCCGCGCACUAUCCUUGUGCCGGCCGUCGAGCUGCUCGCUGCGCUCCUUGCGCACGAACGGUUUGCGCACGCGUUUCUCGAGCUCGGCGGGUACCGCGUGCUUGAGCGCACCUUGCCGCUCGUGUGGGACGCACCGGGGAUCGUGGCCGAGCUCUGGGCGCUCCUGCUCGGCGCGCGCGCGCUGAAAUCGUCGCUGUAUGCCACCUAUGCACACCUCCCGCGCGGCCGUCUUGUGCAGCGCCCCCAGGUACUGCGUGCCUUGCUGCUGUGUAUAGCACAAGGCAUGCGCGACGAGACGCAUGCCGCGCUGCGGUGCACGCUGCGGCGCGCGCCGCCCGCGCGCCGCCGCUCGCUCCCUCUUUUGGGCGCACGCGCGGCCUUGGCCGACGCGUCGGCGCGGCAUACGCUCCUGCAUGACUCGGUGCGCCUCUUGGUGCGCCAUGCCGCGCACCCCGAGCUUGCGCGCAUCUUGCUCCUCGCGCCGACGCUCCUGUGCGUCUUCCAUGCGGUGAGCCCUGUGCUGGGCGAGGCGGCGGAGGCGCCGGUGGCGGCGUCUGUGCAUGCGCUUGCGAUGCAGCUGCUGGAUAUGGUCGCGAUGCUUAUGGCCACGUCGGUCCUUGCGAGCGGGACCAUGUCGCUGCUCGCGAGCAUCCACGGGACGAUGCCGUCGCCCGACCCGGUCGUGCAGUCGCGCCUGUGCUCGGCCGUGUACGAGCAUGUGCUGAAGCAUAUGCUGCCGAUGGUGCGCUGCAACACGCAGCCUGCGGCGCUCGCGACACUUGCCGCGUUUGUAGAGGUCGCGUCGAACGAGUCGGUCGCGCACGCGGCGCUUCAGCGCGAGCUGCUUUGUGCGGGCGACGUGCUGCUCGCGGCCUUGCGCACAGACGCAGCGGCGCGCUCCCAAGAAGCACACGCACACGCAGUGCUUGCGCUGCAGCGCAACGUGCUGCACUGUUUUGUAUGUGCUGCACAGGGCCGGCGCGCGGCGCAGCCGUUCCCGUUCCUUGCGCGGUGGCUCCCUGAUCUUGGCCAGGGCGACGCUGUGUUUCUCGAGUGUGUCGCGAACCGCGCCGCGGAUGCGCUGGGCGGCGCGCAGCACAGUGCCGCUGCCGCGGUACUCCAGUACCUUGCGCUACACACGCCGCUCUUGCGGGGCACGCACAUGGAGCAUCUUGCUGUUGCGCGUGCCGUGCCGCAAGAGCAUGCGUGCGCUGCGCUGCCAUUUUCCGCGACGUGGGCCGCGACGCUGCGUGAGCAGCGUGUGUUUCUGCGGGGCCUGCAUGUGCAGCGCCUGCGCGAAAUGCAGCGCUCGAUCGGGCAGUGCAGUGCGCGCGCAAAAGGCAUUCUUGCGACGCACGCCAGGAUGCAAGUGUGGCGCGCGGCGAUCCUCGACGCGGACCAUCUCCACUUUGCGCGCUAUGCGCAGGAUUUGCGCGAAGACACGGCGUGCCUUGCCAAGCAAUGGCACGGCGCGCUCGAGACGCUUGCGCUGCAGGACGGCGCGCCGUGCGACUACCAUCUUGAUCCUACGCACGGCCCUGGGCGUAUGCGCACCAAGCUGGUGCCUGCGCUGGAAAGAGCGCCGCGCGCGAGUGUGCCUGUGCUGGAAAGAGCGCUUGCCGAGCUGGACACGGCGCAGGAUGCGGCCGCGGAUGCUGUGGUGCUUGGCACGCCGCCAUGGGACGAUAUGGAUGCGCUGGAGGCACCGCUCUAUCCGAAACCAUGCCAUCCGAAACCAUUUCAUCCGAAACCAUGCCAUCCGAAACCAUCCCUCCCGAAACCAUUACUCCCGAAACCAUCACUCCCGAAACCAUCACUCCCGAAACCAUCCCUCCCGAAACCAUACCCUCCCGAAACCAUCCCUCCCGAAACCAUCCCUCCCGAAACCAUCCCUCCCGAAACCAUCCCUCCCGAAACCAUCCCUCCCGAAACCAUCCCUCCCGAAACCAUCACUCCCGAAACCAUCCCAUCCAAGACCAUCCCGUCCGAGCACCCCACACCCCACCCCAGCCUCGACGUGCUGCCCGACGCGGCACACGACAAUGUCCGCUUCUUGCUCCGCACAUUGCAGCCCGACGACGCAAUGGAGGAUGUACUGAAUGUAUCGCGCGUGCUCGGCAUCGAUACACGCGGCGGUCUCUUCCUCGUCGCGACGCACCGCCUCUACAUACUCGACGACUACUUCCAGCGGCCGAGCGGCGAGAUUGUGCAGACACUCGACGCGCCGCCGUCGGAGCUGGACAUGUAUGUCGCGGCCACACGCACCGCGCGCGCGCCGCGCCAUGCGCACGCCGACGUGCGGACGUGGCGCUGGGAUGCACUGCGCGCGAGCUUUGUCCGUGCGUGGCUCCACCGGCGCACCGCGCUCGAGCUCUUCUUUGCCGACGGGCAGACGUGCCUCUUGGUCCUCGCGAGUCCUGCGCUGCUUGCGCGCGCCGUCGCGCAUGUACAGCGCAAAGCGCCUGCGGCGGCGCGCGCCGCGACGCAUGCCGCCGAGAGCGUGCGCGUUUCUCGCCCCGUGCCGCACGCCCUUGCGCCCGCGCGCAUUACCGGCGCGGUGCUGCGGCGCGAUGUGCUGGGGUGGAAGACGCGCGCGUGGGAGCAAGGCGCAUUGUCGAAUGCGGGCUACUUGAUGCUGCUCAAUACGCUGUCUGGGCGCACGUUCAACGACCUCACGCAGUACCCCGUGUUUCCGUGGGUGCUUGCGGACUAUACCAGCAGCGCGCUGUGCCUCGACGACGCGACAACCUUUCGCCGGCUCGAUUCUCCGAUGGGCGCACAGAGCGCCCCGCGCGCCGCCGAGUUCAAGGAGCGCUACGGCCAGCUGCGCGGCGUGGCGAUGGAGCCCUUUCACUACGGCACGCAUUACUCGACUGCCGCGAGCGUCUGCGACUUUUUGGUGCGUGUGCGGCCGUUUGCCGAGCACCUUGUCGAGCUGCAGGGCGGCUCGUUUGACCUUGCAGACCGCAUGUUCAGCUCGGUCGGCCGCGCAUGGCUCUCCGCGUCGGAGCAUGCGCGCAGCGACGUGCGCGAGCUAAUCCCCGACUUUUUCUGCCUCCCCGAGAUGUUCCUCAACACGAACGGCUUCGCGUUUGGGCGCACGCAGGCGGGCGCGCGCAUCGACCACGUCGCGCUUCCCCCGUGGGCGCACGCGGACCCCUGGCUCUUUGUCCAGCUGCACCGCGAAGCGCUCGAGUCUGCAUACGUCAGCACGCACCUGCACGCGUGGAUCGAUCUCAUCUUUGGCGUCCGUGCGCGCGGCGCGGCGGCGGUGGAGGCGGUGAAUGUGUUCCAUCCCCUCUCGUACGCGGACAGUGUCGACCUCGAGCAGAUACGCUCGCCCAUGGAGCGCGCGGCGGCCGCGCAAGUGAUCUACAACUUUGGGCAGACGCCCGCGCCGCUCUUUACGCAGCCGCAUCCUGCAAGGGCGCCGCGCGCGGCGCCCGCGCUCGGCGGCCAUGACGCCGACGUGGCCGACGUGCCGUGGAUGCUGAUGCAGAACUGCGUGCCGCGCAGCACGGCGCGCGGCGCUGUGCGUGCCGUGCAUGGCGUGCUGCCCGCCGUGCAUGGCGCACUGGCCGAGCAGGCCGUGCUCCCUGACGAGUGCCUCCUGCUUUCGUUUGGGUACGUGGACAACUCGGUGCGGUUUGCCGUGCUGGGCACGUGUGAGGAGGUGGCGGUCGCCGAACUGCCUGUGCCUGCGGCGCUCACCGCGAUGCACCUGGUCGGGUCUGCGUACGUCGUGCUGGGCGCCGCCGACGGCGUCGUGCAGCUCUGCGCUUUGCACGCGCGCGAGCGCCAAAUAGAGCCGCUCGCGGUGUGGCACCGGCACCGCGGCGCGAUCUUGUGCAUACAAGCGUCGCUCUCGUACAACAUGGUGGUGACGGGCAGUGCAGACGGGACGGUGAGUGUGUGGGAUUUGACGCGGCGUGCGUAUGUGCGCACGCUGUGUGCGCACCGCGCGCCGGUCGAGCAUGUAGCCAUGGACGAUGAGCGCGGCUGGAUCGCGACAGGCGCGGACGAGGAAGUUUGUGUGUGGUCGAUCAACGGGCACUUGCUUGUGCGCCACAACACACGCAGCACGACCAAGCAUGCGCUGGGCUCCUUGGCGUUCUGUGCGCGCGAGGUGCUGUUUGGGCGACUCGCGGUCCUGAUUACCGGGCACCCCGGGUUUCUUGUGGUCUGGGACGUGGUCUCGCACCACGAGCACACGCGCGUGGAUGCGCCGCGGUGGCGCCUGGAAAAGCGCGUGGAGCUGCCUACGCGGGCGUACGACGCGGCGCGCAUGGGCGCCAUGAUUACCUGUAUCCAUCCCAGUACGCGCCAGACGGUGUGUACGGGCGACGCGAGCGGCGAUGUCUUUUUGUGGUCGCUGCCCGGCGCGGCGAUUGCUGCCGACGACGCGGCGUGCGUUGCGUGCCGGACGCCGGCGUGUGCGAAAAGGUUUAGCCUGUUUGAGCAGCGGCGCGUUUGUGCGAGCUGCGGCGGUGUGUAUUGCGGCGCGUGUGUGCCUUUUGUGGCGCAGCUGCACUCGCGCAACUGCAAAGCGUGUAUGGCGACGUAUGAAGCAAGGGGCGUUGUGCUGUAG